AUGGCCUUACUCCUUGAAGAUCAGCAACCAAACACCAGCACCUCUGCUGCAAUGUUGUGGUGGAAAAAAUUCUGGUCUCUCUCCAUUCCGUCUAAGGUUCAUAUCUUUCUUUGGAGAGCAAUCCAAGACUGUUUGCCGGUCCUUGAUAUCUUGCAUACAAGACAUAUCAGUGACACCGACUUCUGCCCAUUAUGCCACCGUGAGAAAGAGACUAUACUGCAUGCUCUCUUCCAUUGUAAGCGACCAAGGAAAUUCUGGCGUUUAUCCACCUUUGCUGUUAGAAAUCUCCUUCAAACACAUGUUCCACUCAAAUAUAUUUUAAUCCAUGUCUCCACGAUCUGGUCUAACUUGGAACUAGAACAAUUUGCUUGCAUUUUAUGGAGUCUUUGGACAAAAAGAAACAAGGAGCGCCAUGGUUCAAAAACUCAACUGACUGAGUUGUUGCUUUUCAAGGCUAUGACCUAUCUUGAUGAUUUUCAUUCAGCCCGAGGUGCAAACAACACACAACAGCGGACAAUGUCGAAGCAUCAGUCUCCUGCCCCACCACAUGCUGCGAUACCAUCUUCAACUGUUCCAAAAUGGUUGAAUCCGACUUCAAGAAGACUGAAACUCAAUACGGAUGCGGCUGUAAACAAAGCUACUCAAAUUACUGGUUUUGGUGCUAUACUAAGAAACAGUAGUGGUGAUUGUAUCGAUGCUAUGUCAAGGCCUUUUCCAGGCUGUUUUAAACCAGAAAUUAUGGAAGCUUUAGCUCUGCUUCAUAGCCUGCAAUGGCUCAAGGACCUUCGGAUGCAAGUGGAUUACAUUGAAUCUGAUUCACUCUUGCUGAUUAAUGGCUUGAAAUCCCAACAAGCCACAAUCUCUGAUUUUCACGGCUUGUUGUCUGAUAUUUUACAUUUAGUGUCCAAUUUCCCUGGAGUUCAAAUUUCACAUGUAAAGAGAGGAGCGAAUACUGCUGCUCAUACUUUUGCUAAAUUUGCUCUUUCGGUGGAUACUGAUUGUCUAUGGUUAGAGGAAUUUCCACCUCCACUAAUGUCUAUUGUAUUAUAA
This is a messenger RNA of Cannabis sativa, 1050 nucleotides long. RefSeq lists its product as uncharacterized. The transcript has a single exon. The record is from RefSeq and is a predicted model, not a curated record. Bases 1 to 1050 code for a protein of 349 amino acids. NCBI's taxonomy places the organism in Eukaryota, Viridiplantae, Streptophyta, Magnoliopsida, Rosales, Cannabaceae. Gene Ontology annotation, molecular function: RNA-DNA hybrid ribonuclease activity; nucleic acid binding.